UUGGCGAGAAACACUCUUUCACCCAUUGAAAUCCUCACCUGUUGGAAUCGCAUCUGCCUUCACAAAUCAGAAGUAGCUUUGUUCUUGUUCGACAGGUACAUUAGUUUCCUUGAUCUGAGGCAUUGCAGAACAGAACAGGAAUCAUGACGGUUGAUCCCAAAUAUGAAUACGCUUCGGAAUCCAGCAUGCAUCAUGCAAAUUACAUGAAAAAUUCCAAAGCUAUUGGCGUACUUUGGGGGGUAUUCACCAUUUGUUUUGCUAUAAUUGUAGUGGUGGUAUUUAUACAGCCGCAUUGGUUGGGAGAUACGCAGGAAAGCCGGGGUACCGGUCACUUUGGACUUUGGCAAGCAUGCCGGAUGGUACAGGAUGGUCAAGAUGUGAUUUGCGAAGGUAAAUUAACUGAUUUUAAUUCCAUCCCGACACCUGCCUUCAGAGCAGCUACAGUUUUUAUUGGAUUGUCCGUGGUCAUCGUGCUCCUGUGCAUUUGUUGUAUGGUGCUGUUUUUCGUGUUCCAUUCUUCUACGGUGUUCCAUAUUUGCGGCUGGAUGCAAGUGUUUUGUGCUACUUGCAUGGUCAUUGGUGUGCUCACAUUUCCAGCCGGUUGGGAUUCAGAAAUUGUGAGAGAAGUGUGCGGACCACAGGCUGAUGACUACAACCCAGGACAAUGUGGAGUACGAUGGGCUUAUAUCUUAGCUAUUAUUGGUGUUUGCGACUGUGGAGUGCUGGCGGCUUUGGCAUUCGUUUUGGGUACUCGUUAUGUUAAACUACUUCCUGAAAACUACAUUACUUCAGGCUCUCUAUACAAAGGAGAAGUAAAUAGUGCCUUUAUUGCAGAUAAUCAAUCCACUCCAUCCAGAAAAUCAACUAAUAUACAACCAGUGAUGGUCGUAUCCCCUGGUGUAGAAUCUGAUCACUAUUCGGAGUAUUCUCAUCAUACAAUGCGAUCAAACAAAGGAUUUCGCCAAGAUACAUUUAGCAACAACUCUGUCGCCAAUUUCCAGCUCUAAGAACAUGGAAACUAAACAAAAACUGCAUUCAUUUUUCAGAUGAUGAUUGUACACUUAUGUGUAUAAUAAAAUUGCGAGGGAGGAGUAUCUUUUCGGUAUAAGAGUCGUUUACCAAUUUAAAGAUUCGCCUACUGAAAAUUGUUCUUUUUCCACACGCAAAAAAAAAUUGUGCCACUCAAGCGUCAAAUAGAUGCUAAAAGACAAUCUGACGUGCAAUUUAUACAAGACUAUUUCAAAUAGAUUAGCUAUUUUAUAAUUUAAUGCCAACCCGUGAAAAUAGCUUCGGAUUCCUGAUAUUUUAUUUUAUUGGACAAUUAUUUCGGAAAGAAUGUGUUUAUCUUUUCAUUUAUUUGUUACGGAAGAAGACGCCAAACUAUAACGUAUUCUUAAGAAAUUGAAAAUUUGACUUAGAUUAAUAUGUCAUAUUAAAAAUGCUCAUGCUGUUCUGUAAAGUAUUCUCAAACGCUAAUUGAUAAAUAUUUAUGGAAGAUAUUUACGUACAAGACUUAAAUAUUUCCUAAAUUUGGUAUUCUGAAUUUGUAAAAAAAAUAUUAAAUUCCAUUUUUUAGGGAGAU
Messenger RNA from Parasteatoda tepidariorum (common house spider), 1582 nucleotides. RefSeq names its product LHFPL tetraspan subfamily member 3 protein. Gene Ontology annotation, cellular component: plasma membrane. Lineage: Eukaryota; Metazoa; Arthropoda; Arachnida; Araneae; Theridiidae. Gene Ontology annotation, biological process: sensory perception of sound. The record is from RefSeq and is a predicted model, not a curated record.